CUUUUUGAACAGCCAAUCUUUAAGUCAACAUCAUCUCCAUAAAAAAAUAAAUUAAAGAUGCAAAACGACGCUGGCGAAUUUGUUGAUUUGUACUGCCCCCGAAAAUGCUCGGCCAGUAACAGAAUCAUUCAUGCUAAGGAUCAUGCCUCUAUCCAAAUCAACCUUGUCGAUGUUGAUGAGACAACUGGCCGUAUGUCGGACACAGUAAAAACUUAUGCUAUUUGCGGAGAGAUCAGACGAAUGGAGGAAGUUGAGCUAAGACAAGCAAUGCGUGUGACAGUGCUAUACGAUUUCACAAGCCAAAUACAGAACGAGUUAUCGAUCAUUGCUGGUGAGAUAUUGACAGUAACGGAUCAAGAUGUUGGAAAUGGAUGGUGGGAAGGAGUUAACACCAAAGGCAUUAAAGGAAUAUUUCCUGCUUCAUGUAAGUUUUUGAACUUUGCAACUUAUCGCGGUGAUGUCAUCAUGUCCGGAAUUUCUGUUUAUUUCGCAGAUGUUGAAGAAAUUCAAACCCCAUCUCGACCAGUCGCUCCACCAAUAGUUCCACCAACAUCGAACUCGCUUUAUGGAAAUGUGCCUUCAGAAGAUCCUUGGUCACAGCCCGACCCAGUAGUUCCACCAUCAUAUCAAAAUGCUCAACAGCAAUCGGCUAAUUCACAACAUCGCUACGAUUAUUCAAAUGAUGACAAUUAUGACUUUGACAGUGAUUUUGAUGACGAGGAAAAUGCUGGGCGUUAUGCACCAUCAAGUUCUUCAAAUACUGCUGGUUUUGGAUCCAAUUUGCCACCAACACCUGACGAUACCCAUUCAAUGGCAUCCAGUAAUGUUCCAAUAACUCGAAAGACUUCUAAAAUGUUUUCAAAGUCAUCAGACUCUUACAUUAUGGGCACUGCAAGUCCAACAGUUCCUGAAAACGAGCAGGUGCAUAUCUACAUGAACGAUCAAGGAAUGUACUUAUGGAAGCCUCUUGAGACUCGUUACACAGUCACUGUGACAUCGCCAAAAAUGGAAUCGAAAUUCAAAGGGAUAAAGAAAUUUAUUGCUUAUCAGUUACAACCAAGUUUUAGUAGUGAACCAGUUUCGAGGCGUUAUAAGAAUUUUGAUUGGCUACAUGAGCGGCUUGUGGAAAAGUUUUGCCUCAUUCCCAUUCCACCAUUACCCGAUAAGCAAAUUUCCGGACGUUACGAAGAACAAUUUAUUGAGCAUCGUCGUGCACAACUUCAACAAUUUGUUGAUUGGGUUUGUCGUCAUCCAAUUUUAUCGAAAUGUGACGUUUGGAUGCACUUCUUGACAUGUCGAGAUCAGAAAAAAUGGAAAGCUGGGAAGAGAUCUGCUGAAAAAGAUCCGCUUAUGGGAUCGACAUUCUGCGCUGCCAUUCGGAUAACACCAGAGAAAGCUUUGUUGCCAACUGUCGUUGAUGCUCAGAUUGAAAGUUGUAAAAAUUUUACAUAUUCAAUGGAUGGUGCUGUUAAGAUGUUGGAAUCAGCAAGCACAGAUCAAGCUGCGAAAUAUUCAAAUCUUUAUCGAAAAGAUUAUCAACGAUUGGGCGAUUGUUUUAGUGAAUUAGCGAAAUCUCUUGACAUUGACGAACGUCGUAUGAGUACCGGAUUUUCUCUUUCACAAUCUGUUGGCAAUACAGCUGGCAUUUUCAUAUCUAUUGGAAAAAUAUAUGAAGACCAAGCGCGUCGUGAUUGGCAACCGUUUUGCGAUAAGCUUCAUGUAUAUCGGGGGAUUUUGAGUUCAUUUCCAGACAUUCUAUCUGAGCAUAAAAAUGCUCAACAAAAGCGGAAAGAAUGUGAAAAGCUGGCAUACGAUCAGAAAAUGUCAAAUUUGCAGAUUCAAGAAGUCAACCGUAGAGUUGAUGUAAUGACAGUUAGCGUAUUAGCUGAGCAAUCUCAUUUCAGACAAGAACGUGACACACAUUUGAAAGAAGCAAUGAAAACAUUAUUAGCAGAGCAGAUGGUGGGAAAGAAAAAAGCCAAUCAAUUGGGAAGGUCCCUGAUCAAAAAUCGUUUCAGCAACACACAGAAGAAGAAAGUUGAAGAGAAUAUGCUUCAUGUUGCUGAUUUGAAAGAUGGUUACGACUGGGGUCGUCUUAAUCUUCAAUCAGUCACUGAGGAAGAUUCUUUUCAAGCGUUUCUUAGAACAGCUGAAUUAGCUGGAACAGAAUUUGUUGCUGAGAAGCUGAACAUUCAGUUCGUUAAUCCAAAGUCAAAUGUAGGACUUUUGUCAGAAUCCGAGCGUAAAGAAGCGGAAAAGUUGAUAGAUGAAAGUAAAGGAUUAUUGAAAAUUCCACGAAGACCUAAAUGGGAUAAAACAACAACACCAGAAAUGCUUCAUGCAAAUGAAAAUCAAUCGUUUCUAGAAUGGCGAAGAGAUUUAGCAAUUCUUCAAGAGAAAGAUGAUCUUCUGAUGACACCUUACGAGAAAAAUAUUGAAUUUUGGCGACAAUUGUGGAGAGUCAUUGAAAAAUCAGAUGUUGUGGUGCAAAUUGUUGAUGCAAGAAAUCCGCUCUUGUUCCGUUCCGAAGAUUUGGAAAAAUAUGUUAAGGAAGUUGACCCCAACAAACAAAAUCUUCUUCUACUCAACAAAGCAGAUUUCCUUACAGAAGAGCAGAGAAUUGCGUGGGCGGAUUAUUUCGAUAAACUAAAUAUCCGAGUAGCUUUUUUCUCAGCUGUUGAAGCUGAAAAAUUAGAAAAGAAUUAUGAGAGUGAAGAUUCUGAUGAAGAAUCUGGUGAAGAAGAAGAAACCGAAGUUCUUGAAGAGUUGACAAAAGAUUUGUCUGUUGAUGAAAUCAAUAAUAAGGCUGAAGAAAUCGCAUCAGCAUUAGAUCAAGUGGAACAAGUUCUUGAUGCUAUCAGUAGCAAAAGUGAUGAAAAUCUUCACAAACCAACAGAAGAAAAUGAAAUUCAAACAAAGCUUCAAUUGAAUAAUCCAAAAAUUCUUUCACGACUUGAACUCAUUGAAUUCUUUAAAAAUAUUCGUCAAUCACAUCCAUCGGCAAACGACAAGCAAGCUGUGAUAAUUGGUUUAAUGGGAUAUCCGAAUGUUGGUAAAAGCAGCACAAUCAACGCAUUGCUCCAAGAAAAGAAAGUCAGCGUGUCAGCCACUCCAGGAAAAACUAAACAUUUCCAAACACUUUAUUUGGAGAAAGAUUUAAUUUUAUGCGAUUGUUGUGGCUUGGUGUUGCCAAGCUUUUGUGUCACAAAAGCUGAAAUGAUUCUUAAUGGAAUUUUACCGAUUGAUCAGAUGCGUGAUUAUGUUCCACCUGUCAACACUUUAUGCACAAUGAUUCCACGUCACAUUCUUGAAGAUAUUUAUGGAAUUCUCAUCACAAAACCAUUAGAAGGUGAAGAUCCAAAUCGACCACCGUUUGCUGAAGAAUUACUUCUUGCUUAUGGAUAUAAUCGUGGAUUUAUGACUGCAAAUGGACAACCUGAUCAGUCAAGAGCUGCCAGAAAGAUUUUGAAAGAUUUCGUGAAUGGAAAAUUGCUUUAUUGUAAUUCACCACCAACUAUGAAACAAUUUGAGUUCCACAAAUAUCCCGAACGUCGUCAUGAUGAGCAGCAACUUGAAAAUCUUCCACCUCGUCAACAACGUUCGAUGAAGAUUGUGACGGGAACUUCAAGUAAAGAAAUUGACGCUGCAUUCUUCAAUGUUAACAACAGCACAGCUCAUGUUCAAGGGAGAAAUCUCGGGAAUUAUAAACAAGGCGCACAAAUGAUUGGAUCGACGAGUUCACUGAAUGGUGCUGUAGAGAAACCUUGGAAAGGUCAAAAACGAGAAAAGCGAGAGAAGUUGAGAAGAAAAUAUGCUCAUUUGGAUCAACAUUAAAGAAAUCAAAAUUAAUGAGAAAUGAAAAUUCAGAAAUAAAUUUUUAUUGUUAU
Molecule: messenger RNA, 3887 nt
Organism: Clunio marinus
Lineage: Eukaryota; Metazoa; Arthropoda; Insecta; Diptera; Chironomidae
Source: the annotation of a GenBank genome assembly